Molecule: messenger RNA, 327 nt
Organism: Staurois parvus
Lineage: Eukaryota; Metazoa; Chordata; Amphibia; Anura; Ranidae
Source: the annotation of a GenBank genome assembly
AAUUCUGCAAGUGGUUCUAAUUUACUAUCGCUGUUCUCUAGCUGGUCUAAAACCGCUUUUGACCUAAAGGGACACUUUUUGGACGCCAUGGACUUUUUUCAGUUUCCAGGCAGAAAGAACGGUAAAAAUGCAGGCAGGGCACAGGACAAAGCACUCGGGACAAAAUGUAUGUGAAAUGGUUUGAUACAUGAAUGUCACUUUUUGUCAUUUUCAAAUUUCCCGCCGUUCCGUCCCCCGUACGUCCCGACGCUCGCAGGGGACGGAACCCAGAUGACAGAUGCCGGCAUCCGCCGGAUUACAUUGCAGGGGACACUGCAGGGGGGACAU